ACCGGUGAUCGAGCCCGCCACGGAUGCGGAAGCUCAUGGCGGACACGGAGACGGACAUGGACCGGCCGGGGGCCAAAGAAGAGUCCCGAGAAAAGGGCACCAGCAUCGGGGAGCAGAAGGAUGGAGGCACUCCAAGAAGCAGCACAGAGGCUGGAGACAGUCCUGCAGGAUGCAUAGAUGGGACAGAACAGAACCCGGAAGAGGAGGACCACCACAAACUGUCUGUGAUCUCCUGGAAUGUGGAUGGACUCGAUGGAGAGGAGCAGCCGGAGAGAGCGAGAGGCCUCUGCUCUUACUUAACCUCGCACUCUCCUGACGUGGUGCUGCUUCAGGAGCUCAUCCAGCCAUACACCCGCUUUAUGAAGAAACGCCUGGCGGAGCACUACAUGUUCAUUGAAGGCGGAAAGGAAGGUUACUUCAUUGGGAUGAUGCUGAAGAAGUCUCGUAUCACACUGCUGGACAGCGAGACACUCGCCUAUCCAACCUCUGGCAUGAUGAGGAACCUGCUGGUCGCGCAGGUGCUGUUCAGAGGCCAGAAGUUCUGUCUCAUGACGUCCCACUUUGAGAGCUGUAAGGCCAACGCAGCAGAGCGGAUGAGACAGCUGAGGCUGGUGAUGAAGAGGAUGGUGCGGGCGCCCGAUGACGUCACCGUCCUGUUCGGAGGGGACACCAACCUGAGGGAUGCUGAGGUGGCCAAAGUGGGCCUUCCUGGCUGCGUCUGCGAUGUGUGGGAGCAGCUCGGAGAGCCGGAGAAUUGCCGCUACACGUGGGACACUCACGCCAACACCAACCAAGACCACCGCUACAAGAGCCGCUUCCGCUUCGACCGGCUCUACCUGCGGCGGCCCGGUGGAGCCGGGGCCCCCCCGGUGGAGCCGGAGAGCAUGGCCCUGAUAGGGCUGGAGAAGCUGAAGUGUGGCCGCUUCACCAGUGAUCACUGGGGGAUCUACUGCACGUUCUCUGCUCAGUAGAAAAGUACCAAACAAAGCAAAACCGCCGCAUGUGUCCUUCAGACUACAGAAAUGUUGAAGAAAUAAAAAAAGAGUAAGGAAAUUAUGCAUGUGGUAUUUGGGAAAGGAUAAAGAUAAUAAAUCAUAUGUAUUGGUUGGUUGCACAAAUUCGUAUGUGGGUACGGAACUUUUACCACCAACUGACAGA
Messenger RNA from Pungitius pungitius (ninespine stickleback), 1158 nucleotides. Its product is annotated as tyrosyl-DNA phosphodiesterase 2-like. The record is from RefSeq and is a predicted model, not a curated record. Gene Ontology annotation, cellular component: PML body; cytoplasm. Gene Ontology annotation, molecular function: 5'-tyrosyl-DNA phosphodiesterase activity; single-stranded DNA binding. Gene Ontology annotation, biological process: double-strand break repair. The transcript is spliced from 6 exons. NCBI's taxonomy places the organism in Eukaryota, Metazoa, Chordata, Actinopteri, Perciformes, Gasterosteidae. Bases 24 to 971 code for a protein of 315 amino acids.